CUUUUUCCAAGCGAAUUACAGAGAAAGUCGAGAGUGAAAAGAGGGGUUCCAUGGGACAGUGGAGAAGCAUAGUGAAGGAGGCAAUGGAUCGCACAGCCAUUAUAGCCAAGUUUCUCUGCUUGCUUCACGUUACCAACAACUAUCUUUGUUCUCCCACUCUCGUGUAUGGCCCCAGCAUGCUCCCAACCUUGAAUCUGACCGGCGACGUUCUUUUGGCCGAGCACGUGUCGCACCGAGUGGGCAGGGUUGGCCCGGGCGACGUUGUGCUGGUUCGCUCUCCUCUGAACCCGAGGAAGACGUUGACGAAGCGCAUUGUGGGCGUCGAGGGUGAUAAGGUCAAUUUUUUUCCGGACCCUGCCAAUUCCGAUCGAUAUCAGUCGGCUGUGGUUCCGAAAGGGCAUGUAUGGAUUCAAGGAGAUAAUGUGUAUGCUUCUAGUGAUUCGCGGCAUUUUGGGCCUGUACCUUAUGGUCUGAUUGAAGGGAAAGUGUUUUUGAGAGUCUGGCCACCAGAUUGUUUUGGACCAUUGGAUCAAUGAACUCAGAUAUGCCGAACUUAAAAUAUAAAUGCUGGACUUCAUUUUGUGGCUAUUCUAAAGGAGCUAUUGCUGAGACCUGGCCCCAGUCCAAUAUACAUCUUUACCAUUGAUUCUACUUCGAUAGCUGUUAACUUAUUAGUAGGUUCAAAUUUAUCUAAAGGAUAUAGAAUUGUAGAUUUUGCAGACCAUAAUUUACGACUAUUUUCAUUUUACAGGUGUAAUUUAUGUUUCAUUAUCACAGGGUAAUAAAUUUAAGUUUAUUUUAUUGCAAAAGAA
This is a messenger RNA of Benincasa hispida (wax gourd), 812 nucleotides long. RefSeq names its product Peptidase S24/S26A/S26B/S26C family protein. The record is from RefSeq and is a predicted model, not a curated record. Gene Ontology annotation, cellular component: mitochondrial inner membrane peptidase complex; membrane. Gene Ontology annotation, molecular function: serine-type endopeptidase activity. Lineage: Eukaryota; Viridiplantae; Streptophyta; Magnoliopsida; Cucurbitales; Cucurbitaceae.